CUUUGACUUUUAUAGUAUGGCAUCUCAAAUAGUUUAAAAAAUGGAAACAAGAAGAAUGAUUGGCAUGCGUCUCCAGCCAGCAAGACCUGCACGCCACCUUUCUUCCCACACCUCUGUUCCCCUAGUAUCAGCAACUGCUUUCAGUUUCCAGGGUCCAUUUUCAUGCAGCACUCCUAUAUGUUUACAUAAUGAAACUGACUGGAUGUGCAAACCUAAUGGAAUGCGAGUCUUAAAUGAAAUUCUGGUUCCUGGUCUGUUAGAGCAACAUAAGCCUGAAAUCCCCAAAGAAAGAAUAACAUAUAGCAGAGAUUUCCUUUUGAAGCUUUCAAGGGUUUCACUUGCCCAAAAGAAACCAGAAUUUCUUCCAGAUCAUCCUGUUGUACUUGAAAAAGCAAAAAACUACUUACUACCUACUGCAGGAGAUGAUAUGUCCUUCCAAAGAUGAGGAAUCUUCGUUGCCAUUGAAAAUUAAGGGAAUGUGAUCUCUAAUACCAAUAGACAGUAAUCUAAUUUAUCUCUUAAUAAUUGAUGUACCCAUCAGUUCAUGUCAGAAAUAAAGCUAUUAUCUGCACAGUUUAUGUGAAUAAUUUCAGAUUUUGUUUAAGCCAGUUCUUCUGAUCUUUCCAAUAUUGACAACCCUUUUCAAUUUGCCAUCAGCAGUGAUAAUGGACCAAUAAGCAUGCUCAUGUAUGUGUAUAUAUAUAUAUAUUUAUCUUGAUCACUUACUAGUGAAUGGUCUACUGAAUACAGUGUGAUUUACUUCUAAGUGAACAUGCAUAGGAUUGCUCUGUCAGUGAUCUAAUUUCCUGAAUAAUCUAUUGUAUGUUGUAACUGUAUACAGUUGUUCAAGCUUUUCCCCCCUAAACUGAAAGAUGGUAUACCUUCCACAGUUGACUGUUCAGCAGCCACACAAUCAAGCUUUGUCUGUGUAGUUUGUCUUCCUUCAGGUAUUGUGGUAAAUAAGUACAACUCCUUUAUGGUAUUGACAUCUUUGUUUUAAAUAUUUGUUCCUGCCUGUUCGUGAAGGGCUUGAAGCAGCCAUCAUAGAAGAAGAGGCUCAGAAAGGACAGUUGGCAUGGGGAAGCAGGUU
Molecule: messenger RNA, 1090 nt
Organism: Sphaerodactylus townsendi
Lineage: Eukaryota; Metazoa; Chordata; Lepidosauria; Squamata; Sphaerodactylidae
Gene: LG09H8orf88
Product: linkage group 09 C8orf88 homolog
Exons: 5
Coding region: 41-445 (134 amino acids)
Biological process (GO): negative regulation of translational initiation
Cellular component (GO): cytoplasm
Molecular function (GO): eukaryotic initiation factor 4E binding
Source: RefSeq, a predicted model, not a curated record